This is a messenger RNA of Lotus japonicus, 2556 nucleotides long. RefSeq lists its product as uncharacterized. The record is from RefSeq and is a predicted model, not a curated record. Lineage: Eukaryota; Viridiplantae; Streptophyta; Magnoliopsida; Fabales; Fabaceae. The transcript has 3 exons. Bases 1 to 2556 code for a protein of 851 amino acids. Gene Ontology annotation, molecular function: nucleic acid binding.
AUGGGACACAAUACAGAUAAUUGCUGGACUUUGCGCAAGGAGAUCGAACGACUGAUCAAAGCGGGUCAUUUGUCCAAUUUUGUCUCAGGAGACAGUACACAGCUUGACGCAGUCAAAAACACGGGCGGUGAUUUGUCAAAGGGAAAAGAGGAUUUAGGAGUACCCGCCGGGUCUUGCUUGUCAAUCGCAGGGGGAUUUGGCGGCGGGCGCAUAUCUAGCAAGGGAAAGAAAAGAUAUGUUGAGGCAGUAAACUCGGUUCACCACGCUUACGAGGGGGAAUGUUGGCUGAACCAUACUCCAAUUACUUUCUCGCCAAAGGAUUUUGAUCAUGUGAUUCCGCAUGAUAACUAUCCAAUAGUGGUGACUCUGUGCGUAAAUAACUAUGUUACCAAGAAAGUUUUUCUAGACCAAGGCAGUUCUGCUGACAUCAUAUAUGGUGAUGCAUUUGAAAGAUUGGGCUUAAAGGAGUCAGACUUAAAGCCAUAUACGGGGUGUCUAGUUGGAUUCACAGGCGAUCGGGCCAAGGUCAGAGGUUAUGUGGAAUUGGACACUGCUUUUGGUGAGGGUGAAUACGUGAAGAAAUUUCAAGUAAAGUAUUUGGUUCUUCCGUGUAAGGCAACAUAUAAUGUGCUUCUAGGGCGUGAUACUUUGAACAAAAUAUGUGCAAUAAUUUCAACCGCCCAUUUGACAGUGAAGUAUCCAGCUUGCAAUGGAAAGGUGGAAAUUUUGAGGGUGGAUCAAGAGGCCGCCCGAGCCUGUUAUGCACAAAGUUUGGAACUUUAUGGUAAGAAGGCAGCCAAGGAAGCACAUCGCGUCACGAAAAUUUUUCCACAUGAGAAUUUCAAUUUGGAUCCUCGUGAUGAUUCGAAGGAGUUAAGACCUCAGCCGGCGGAAGAAACCAAAUCUGUUUACUUAUCUGGGCGUGCUUUGAAAAUUGGAAGCACCUUGUCAAAGGAACAAGAGGACCGAUUAGUCGAACUACUUAAAAACAAUUUGGAUUUAUUCGCAUGGACAAUUAAGGAUGUUCCAGGCAUUGAUCCCAAUGUUAUAUCCCAUCACUUGUCAAUCCAGCAAGGGGCAAAACCUGUUGUACAAGCUCGUAGGCGGAUGGGCGAAGAAAAGGACAAGGCAGUACAAAUAGAAACUCAAAAGUUACUUGAAGGAAAGUUCAUUAGAGAAGUUCAAUAUCCAACAUGGUUGGCAAAUGUUGUUAUGGUGCGAAAGGCUAAUGGGAAAUGGAGAAUGUGUACAGAUUACACAAGUCUAUACAAAGUUUGCCCAAAGGACUCUUAUCCGCUCCCAAAUGUGGACAAGUUGGUAGAUGGGGCGUCCGGGAAUGAAAUGCUCAGUUUAAUGGAUGGAUAUUCCGGAUACAACCAAAUAAUGAUGUAUCGCCCCGAUGAGGAGAAAACGGCGUUCAUGACAAGUCAGGCGAACUAUUGCUACAAGACGAUGCCUUUCGGGGGCACCCAUCACGAAGACUUGGCUGAGGCAUUUGCACAGAUCCGGAAAUACAAUAUGAGGUUGAAUCCAGAAAAAUGCUCCUUUGGAAUUUUAGGUGGCAAGUUUUUAGGAUUCAUGGUCACUUCAAGGGGGAUCGAGGUUAAUCCUGACAAAUGCAAAGCUAUUGUAAACAUGAAAAGCCCGUCCAAUAUUCGCGAAGUCCAGAGGUUAACAGGACGAUUGGCGGCCUUAUCUCGUUUUUUGCCAAAAGCAGGUGAUAGGGCAGCGCCAUUUUUUGCGUGUUUAAAAAAGAAUACAACUUUUCAGUGGACGGGGGCGUGUGAAGAGGCCUUCCAGCAGCUUAAGGAGUUACUGGCUUCACCACCUAUGCUAGCUAAGCCUACGCCUGGGAUUCCUUUAAUUCUCUACUUGGCGGUCACUGAGGCGGCGGUUAGCACAGUCUUACUUCAAGAAGAAAACAAGCAGUAUAAAAUCAUAUACUUUGUUAGUCACACGCUGCAAGGGGCAGAAGUGCGUUACCAAAAAAUAGAAAAGGCGGCUCUAGCAAUACUAAAGACGGCCAGGCGACUUCGGCCAUACUUUCAGAGCUUCCAAAUAAAGGUCAAGACAGACAUUCCAUUGAGGCAAGUUUUGCAAAAGCCUGAUUUAUCAGGGCGACUGAAAUUGUUCAAAGGCUUAUGCAAGCGACAUGUAAGGAUCGAGCACAUACCAAGAAGUCAAAACGAGCGUGCGGAUGCAUUGGCUAAACUAGCAAGCACUGAGCGACUCGGAAACUACCAAACUGUAAUACAAGAAGUCUUGCCCCAUCCAAGUACAGACAUGGUAGAGUUCAAAGUGGCAAAGGCUAUAGGAAAUGGGGGACCAUCUUGGAUGGAUCCAAUCAUUGAAUUCUUAAGUCAGCAACCGCAAGAUGAAAGCAAAAACACUAAAGAAAGAAGGCGAGAGGCUAGCUUCUACACUCUGGUGGGUGGACAACUGUAUAGGCGGGGAAUUAUGUCUCCAAUGCUUAAAUGCGUGGAUACCGCCAAAUCUCAAGAAAUAAUGGCUGAGGUUCAUGAGGGAGUAUGCUCAAGCCACAUUGGGGGGCGGUAA